AUGAAAGCACGACAGCCAUACUUUGGGCUCAAGGGAGCCUGGCUCACCUUCUGGGUGACCGUAGCUUGUGCCACUGAUAUGACUCUCUUUGGUUAUGAUCAAGGAGUCUUUGGUGGUGUCAUUGUCACGCCAGAUUUCCUCGAUCUGUUGAACAUCAAUGGGAACCCUAAAAUGCAAAGCACAGUUACGGCUAUCUACGAUGUGGGCUGCUUCUUCGGAGCCAUAUCUACUAUCUGGAUUGGUGAACGACUUGGCCGGAAGAACACCAUCUUGGUGGGGACUACGAUCAUGAGCAUCGGCGCCAUUCUACAGAUUGCAGCCUUUGGAGUUCCGCAGAUGAUAGUAGGCCGAAUCAUAGCUGGUAUUGGGAAUGGUAUCAACACAUCAACUGCACCGGUCUGGCAGGGCGAGACAUCUAAAGCCAGCUGGCGUGGUAAACUCAUUGUUAUUGAAAUGAUCAUGAAUAUUUUCGGCUUCAUGCUGAGCAAUUGGGUUACAUUUGGUUUAUCCUACGCUACAGGCUCCAUCGCUUGGCGAUUACCGCUUGCCAUUCAAUUUAUCUUCAUCUUUAUUCUCUAUGCCACCGUCCCAUGGUUGCCAGAGAGUCCUCGUUGGUUGAUAGCCAAGGGUCGCAUUGAGGAAGCCGAUGUCAUUCUGGCAGAUCUAGAAGCACUGGAUGUAGAUGAUCCAUACAUCAUCACGCAAUCCAAGGAUAUUCAGUGGGCCGUUAACUUUGAACGAGAGAACACUGUUCCAUGGUCAAAACUUCUACGUGGCAAGACCGGACCGAACGGAGGUACUUGCACAAUUCGACGACUGAUUCUGGGAAUGGGGGCGCAAGCAAUGCAGCAGUUUUCUGGAAUCAACGUGACAAGCUACUACCUCCCUCUCGUGCUUAUUAGCUCGGUCGGUUUGGACGAAAAACUAGCGAGACUACUUGCAGCCUGCAACUCUGUCUCGUAUCUGCUCUUCAGUACGAUUGGAAUUCCCAACGUGGAGAGAUGGGGCCGGCGUAAGAUGAUGAUAUAUGCGGCUGCGGGACAGUUCUUUUGUUACCUGAUCAUUACCAUCUGUAUCAGAUACAAUGAGGACCCAUCCAUAGGACGCACUGCGAACACACAGUGGGCUAAGGCCUCAAUCGCUUUCUUCUUUCUCUACUAUGUGUUCUUCGGUAUUGGUUGGCAAGGAGUUCCAUGGCUGUACCCAACCGAGAUCAACAGUCUUUCCAUGCGUACCAAAGGAGCCAGUCUGGGAACAGCGACAAACUGGAUCAUCAAUUUUAUGGUGGUUGAGAUCACUCCUGUUGGUAUAGCCUCCAUAGGCUGGCGUUUCUAUAUCAUCUGGACAGUCUUCAAUUUCUCUUUCAUCCCGAUUGUCUACUUCUUCUACCCAGAAACCGCCGAUCGGUCUCUCGAAGAUCUAGACCGGUUCUUCCGUGAGAAUCAAGAUAUUCUUGUCUUCAAGGAUCCUGAUGCGAAAUCUUCCAAGCGACCACAGAGAUAUAUCGAUCACGAGCGCGAGGAGGUCCGACGCAACAGCUCUAUUGUGCCGUCCGACGUGCAAGCAGUGUUGAAUCGGAGGAGUGUAGCCGAGAGAGCAAAUGCUGAGAUGAAGGAUGAGGAGAAGGGCUAUACCCAGCAUGCCGAGUAA
Molecule: messenger RNA, 1650 nt
Organism: Neoarthrinium moseri
Lineage: Eukaryota; Fungi; Ascomycota; Sordariomycetes; Amphisphaeriales; Apiosporaceae
Exons: 7
Coding region: 1-1650 (549 amino acids)
Biological process (GO): transmembrane transport; carbohydrate transport
Cellular component (GO): membrane
Molecular function (GO): carbohydrate:proton symporter activity
Source: RefSeq, a predicted model, not a curated record